AUGCCCAUCCAAAGCGCGCUAGAUAAGCUGGCGCACGAGAGCGAUGCCAUAUCCGUCCAAUCGCGCGCCAACAUCCGCGGUCCCGGCCCCUUCACGUCGGCCUACCUCUAUCUCGGGGGCGGCAACAUCUUCAGUCUCGUCCGAGAUGCGACGGACCCCGAGAAACGGCCCUUUGGUACACUCGUUCCCUCCUCUCCUUCUUCCUCUUCUUCUUCGCUCCCGAAACCCCGGCCACGCGCUAGUUCACCACUACGGAAAUUCACCCAAUCCCGAGGCACGCGUAACGAGUUGCCGGCCGCCCUGGCUGCGGCCGAGGAGGUCAUUGACACGAUGGCCGCCGAGCAUAGUAUGGCGCGAGCCAGGCGCGAGGUAGUUGGUUUCGCGGCUAGACAUGAGGCGAAUAAGGCGCGUAUGGCCGAGUUAGAGGCUGAGCUGGAAGAGGCCAUCCACAGUCCCCAGAAAGUCAAGGAAAAGGAAAAGGCGGCGGAGAAGGAACGAAGUGUCGACGAGGCUAUUGCCGCUGAAGAAGAGGCUCUACGUGCCCUCGAAGAGAGCCUUGGACCACUUAGGAGAAAGGUUGCGGAACAGAAGGCUGCGAUACGCAGUCCGGCGCGAUCGCCACGGUCACCCACGUCGCCCAAGAUAUCCAAGGCCUCACCAUCCCCUCUUCGCAAGUCCAAGGCCACAACGUCCCCUCUCCAGACUCCCAAGCCUCUCCUCAGGCCCCAUCGACUGGCGUCGUCGUCCCCGAAAGCUACAACCUCGCUUCGUGUGUCGACGUCGCGCACGCCUGCACGGCAGAUGCUCGAGACGCCGCGAGCCAACAUUACUCGCUUCUCGCCGCUGACGCUCGUUGCGACCCCGCGCACCCGCCUCGGCGUCCCAGGAAGCACAAUUGUGUCCCGCAUGCGCGCGAGCAUCACUCCAGCGCCGCGCAGCGCGUAUCGCUCCUCAGUGCUGUCUCGGUCCACCGCGCGCAUCCCCUCCCCCGUCCCCGAACCCCCCUUCGUCCCAGAUUCGACACCCAAGCCCAAGGCGUCGCCCAAACCAUCUCCAGCCAGGCCCCAAGCCAACACUACGCCAAAGGGCACACCCAAGCGCACGCCGAAGAAGCCGCCAAAGGCACCUGGCAUCGAUACGUCGCUCGCCUCAGUGGCCGCCGCCGCCGCGGUAAUCCGCAGGGCGCUCCCACCAGAAAUCUGGCGAAUGCUCCCCACCGAGCCCGGCGCCGACCACGCCGCGACCAUAGCCCACCUCGAAGCGCUUGCUGGCGCGUCCCUCCCCGCCCCGCCGUCUCCCAGCCAUUCCGAAGCGCCGUCAACCAUCGCUAGCGGCGCCGAUGCCCCGCCAGUCACUCGCGACGCGGUUCUCGCCGCCCACCUCUGCCUUGGGAUGCUGCGGCGACUUGGACCCGGCGCAUUCGACGACGCGACCAACCAAGUCCCCGAACCUGUUCUCAAGACCGAGCUUGCUGCUGUCGCCAGGGCGAGAGGUUGGGAAGGCGCCGACACGCUCGCGAACAGCGUCGUAUACCAGGCUCGCGGGCAGAAGUUACUGACAACGGUGUGGCGCGAUCGCACGGUCCACUUUAGGAAGUAG
Molecule: messenger RNA, 1599 nt
Organism: Cutaneotrichosporon cavernicola
Lineage: Eukaryota; Fungi; Basidiomycota; Tremellomycetes; Trichosporonales; Trichosporonaceae
Exons: 1
Coding region: 1-1599 (532 amino acids)
Source: RefSeq, a predicted model, not a curated record